AUGAUUCUCUCCAAGUUGGGCUUUGCGCUCGUGCGCCUCAUUAGCGUGCUCAUCCUCUGCACGUGCUCACACGCGCUUCCGAGCUCGUCAUCGAUCCCUGCCACGCGACGUUUGGCACCGCGUCGCGUUACUGUGCGCCACUACACACUCAACGUCACUACCGCCACGCUCUUCUCGGCGUGUGAUCCAUUUGGUCCGACAACGCUGAUUGAUUCGUCGUUUCCCGGGCGCGUUCUGCGCGCGCGUGCAGGCGAGAUCCUCUCGGUGCGCGUCUACAACCAUCUCGACGCGAAUGGCGAGAGUGGCGGCAACCUGACCAUGCAUUUCCACGGCCUGUCGAUGCGCAUGCACCCCGUCAUGGACGGCACGAUGCUCGUCAGUCAGUGGCCGAUCACGCCGGGCAAGUUUUUCGACUACCGCAUCCCACUUACUGCCGAAGACAAGGGGACCUACUAUUACCACAGUCACGUCGGUGUGCAGUCCAUGACAGCAUACGGCGCUCUAGUGGUGGAAGACCCCGAAGAGCAAGAGUUGUGGGAUCCGAGCCAAGCAACGUUGCUGAAAAGCAAGCAUGCCGAGAGCGUCGAAUUUGUCCACGUCUAUGGAGAAGAAGCCCUGCACAAAAACGGAAAAAGUGGCCAAAACAGUCCGUACUCUUACGACCAAGAUCGAGUGCUGGCGAUCGGUGACUGGUUCAGCUACAGCUCGGUGAAACAGGUGCAGAAACAGCUGCUUGCAGAUCCAUUCGUCUGGCCGGGCUCAGCCACCAAGCUGCUCGUCAACGGCAAGUCGUCCCCAGUGAACAUCUCUGCUCUAUCUGCACCGGCAUGCAAUCAAACGAAAGCUGAUGCGAUCGGCGUCAAGUGCACCUCGGCGCCAGCUCAAUGCGCCAGGCCCGUGUAUCCGACAAUCGAGCUGGAUUAUGACAAGACGUACAGAUUCAGGCUCGUAGGGGCUACCAGUUUGAUGUACGUCUCGCUUGGCAUACUCAAACCGACCAAGACGGCGUAUACCUCGAUCAACGCUACGAGCAGUGUCGUCGCUCAACCGGUGCAAUUCGACAAGAUGACGUUGAUCGAAGCGGAUGGUUCGUAUUUGGACCGACUCGAUGUUGAUCACAUCGAGUUGACUUCGGGCCAACGAUACUCUGUGCUGUACAAGAGCCUAAGUAGAAAGCAGGUCAAGCAGGAUGGUACGGGGGGAGUAUACUGGAUGCGGCUGGAAUCUAGGUGGCGAGCAGGCCCGAGCAUGUGGCUCAAGAUCGUGUAUCCUUCUCACAACACAUCUGCUGUUCAACCACCGAUCCGACUUGCUUCAGGACAAAAGGACCUGCAGCUGUUACCAGCCGAGACGUUUGGAUGGAAGACGUCGCAGCUGUCUCCAUUGUCAAAGCCUUACGGUCCGCAUUGGUGGUACUCGGACCGGAUGCCUUCCGAUUCCGAGGUGACACGAACCGUGCUCAUAGAUACGCAACAGGUCAAGUUCUUUGCAUCAGGUAAAGGUGUCAAGUGGGACCAGAAUGGUGUGGCGCUCAACGAGACGUCGCCGGGUACUAGAACGCCGUAUCUGGUACGUACGUUUUUGGGAGACAUUCAACUGCCCACUGCGACGCAGAUCGAAUCGGCCAUGUACAACCCUGUCAGCUACAAGUACCGUGAUUCGAACGGCAACGAUACGGGAACGAGCCGGAUGAUGAUCGACAUGAACAACGCCACCGAGGUGGAGGCGGCCUCACGUCGACAUUGGGGACAAGCGUAUUCGUCCAAGCUCAACAUGUACUUUGGUGGAGCAGGUGAAGUGAUCGAUAUUGUACUGGUCAAUCAGGCGUCGCAGUUGUCGUCGUCGGUUGAGAUUCAUCCGUGGCAUAUGCAUUCGCACAAGCAUUUUACACGAACCAUUCAAGCGGGCACGUUUUCCUUCUCGCGACUCGCCUCGCUGUAUGCGUCGUCGUCGAGCUCAAAAGCCUUUUCCAAUCCGAUCCAACGUGAUACCACGGUAGCAUACGCCAGUCCCGGAGCCGCGUUCCUGAACCAAACCAUCCCAAACCCGCAAGUCGACCAUGGCGGUUGGACCGUAUUGCGAUACAAGGUAGAUCCCAAAAACGCCGGCGUGUUUCUGCUUCACUGUCAUAUUGCCUUCCAUCUAGAAAUGGGCAUGGCAACCGUCUGGACCAUGGCGCCUGAUCAGUUGGCGCGAACAGCACGCUUCAACUGGCCCACGCUCCAUUCCGACCAUCCCAACAUCCAAGGCUUGAACGCAGACCGCUACUUGCAUUACGCCAACAAUGUCAACGCCGUAUUGUAG
This is a messenger RNA of Mycosarcoma maydis (corn smut), 2304 nucleotides long. RefSeq lists its product as uncharacterized. Lineage: Eukaryota; Fungi; Basidiomycota; Ustilaginomycetes; Ustilaginales. The record is from RefSeq and is a predicted model, not a curated record. Gene Ontology annotation, molecular function: oxidoreductase activity; copper ion binding. Bases 1 to 2304 code for a protein of 767 amino acids. The transcript has a single exon.